This is a messenger RNA of Rotaria socialis, 1284 nucleotides long. The record is from the annotation of a GenBank genome assembly. NCBI's taxonomy places the organism in Eukaryota, Metazoa, Rotifera, Eurotatoria, Philodinida, Philodinidae.
AUGUCCAGCUAUGCUAAAGUACUCAUACUAUUAACAAUCACUGCAUUUUCCUCAAGUGAUGUAUUUAACAAUGGCCAACAAAAAUAUGAGCAGAUUUUAUCAUUAUCAUCAACAUCAACUUGCUGGCAAGAGGUGUUAAUCAUGUUACAAAAAUAUUGUUCGAUUGAUGAACUCGAUAAAUAUCAGUCGAAAAUAGCUUAUCAAUUCACUCUUUGUCAUCUAUCUGCAAUGAAUGAUGACUCGUCGAAUAUUCUAUGUCAACAAACUGAUAUUGAAUUAUGUGUUGAAAACCUUCAUCAACAUAUGAAUGCAUUUAUUGCAUAUACUGAAUUCUAUCCAUUUGUUCAAAGUGUUUGUUAUGUUCUUCGUCAAAAAUCUUAUCAAUCCGAACUUACAUCACGUUUAACAUUAUUUCUUAGUAGUUCACAAGAAACCAUAACCAAAUUAGUAUCUUCCAUUCAUAUGCAACAUCAAUUAACAGAUAAAAUGAAAUAUCAACAGUAUGUUCAAGAAACUAUUCUUAGUAAUGCGAUGAAACUCAAACACUUGGCUCGAACAAAUAUGGAUAAAACCCAAGAUAUACUAACUAGCGUUAUUCAAGCUGCUCGACAUGAAUAUGAUUUACUUAAACAAAUAUUUGCUCUCUCACAAACGAUUCAAACAAUCGUACGCAUGACUUUUACAUAUUCAUUUUGGUUUUAUGUUCUAUCGAUGUUCACUAUAUAUAUUAUGACGAUUCCAAAACGAACAAAUCGAGCAAGAUCUUUUUUAUUUUGUGGCAUGUUUAUUUAUGGUCUUCUUGAGCGUUAUCAACAAAUGUCUUCGAUAAUUAAUUUUUAUCAAUGGCGUUUGAUUUGCUGGGCUUGUUUUCUAUCAAUUCUUAUUCAUUUUGCUUAUAAAUAUCAAAGUCGAAAAGAAAUUCAUAAUGAACAACUCUGUCGUCUUAAUUUAAAUCUUAUUCAAACUGAAGCUACAUUUCAUCGAGUAUCAAGACAAUUGAAACGAGCUCGUUCAAAAUCUCGCUCACGUUCUCGUUCAAUUCGACUAAGACAACGAGAAGCUAGACACACUAGUCCACUAACGCAAACUCAAAAUCAAUCUAUCGAUCAUGACGAAAAUAAAGAAAAUGGUCCACAAAAUACUUUAAUCGAUGAUGAAAAUGAUCAAUCAUUUGUACAUUAUACUAAUAAACUUCGGUAUAGUCGUAUCAUUCCAAAAUCAUCGAAGUCAACACGAAUUUUGUUAGGAUCAAAACAGAUUAAUAACACUAUUGAUAAUUAUUAA